Molecule: messenger RNA, 986 nt
Organism: Gasterosteus aculeatus aculeatus (three-spined stickleback)
Lineage: Eukaryota; Metazoa; Chordata; Actinopteri; Perciformes; Gasterosteidae
Gene: mrpl10
Product: mitochondrial ribosomal protein L10
Source: RefSeq, a predicted model, not a curated record
CAAUUCGUUCAUCCGAUAAAACACGAACGCAGCAUUCGUUCAUUCGUCACUUCCCGAUUACCGGUUUCCUGUUAAAGAUGGCGGCGACCUUGUUUGUAAAAUUUCUACCGAAACAGGGAUGGCUUCCCCUGACACAGUCGGUUCGGCACGGCUCCAAGGCCGUGACUCGCCACAGGAGGCCGAUGCACAUCCUUAAACAGAAGCUCAUGGCCGUGACGGAGUACAUUCCACCUAAACGGGUCAUCCCUCCUGGAGCCUAUCCAGCCCAGCGCAGAGGAGGCCAGGAGGACAGUCCUUAUACGUUGGUCUUGAAGAAGAAUUUGAAGGACGUUUUCCAGGACUCAAAGAUGGUCGCUGUGGUCCAGAACAACGCCUGUAACUAUGAAGACAUGAUGAUUCUAAAGAACAGACUCCAUAAACAUGGCAUCGCCGUCAAGUUCUUCCCCAACCAGGCGGUUCGGUCGUUCCUUAAAGACAGCCCUUUCUCCAACAUGGCUCCUCUGUUCAUCGGUCCCACGGUUCUGUUUGUCAGCAAAGAGCCAAAAGUGAAGGAGAUGCUGUCAACUCUGAGGGUCAGCCAACAAAUGACACUGCUUGGAGCCUGUGUAGACAACACGCUGCUGAGCGCUCGGGGACUGGCGAGCUACUCCAAAUUGCCGUCAAUGUCCGUAAUUCAGGGCGAGCUGGUCAGCGGGCUGACGAUGCUCACCUCCCACACAGCUGCCAUGCUGCAGCGCCACCCGGCCCACCUGUCGGCCCUCCUCCAGCAGUACAUCAAACAGCAGAGCUCGGAGGGAGCGCCCAAAGCAGAAGAGGCCACGUAGAGGAUCGUUUAUUGUAAUUUCACAACUGAGUUGCAGGGAAGCUUUUAAAAUGUGGACUGGAGAAGUUCCUCUAGCCUUGAAAUUGACGAUCGUACAAUGUGCAUCCAGUCAGUGUCCCCAAAGAAAUUCCUUCCUAUGUAAAUAAACUAUUUCCAAACAAAA